Chrysemys picta bellii (western painted turtle) is the source of this 2780-nucleotide messenger RNA. RefSeq names its product nucleoporin 93 (gene NUP93). Gene Ontology annotation, biological process: poly(A)+ mRNA export from nucleus; protein import into nucleus. Gene Ontology annotation, molecular function: structural constituent of nuclear pore. The record is from RefSeq and is a predicted model, not a curated record. Lineage: Eukaryota; Metazoa; Chordata; Testudines; Emydidae. Gene Ontology annotation, cellular component: nuclear pore.
CCCUGCCCGUGUCCCUUUCUACGCGUCUCAAUAAAGUUUUGAGCGGACGGCGGUGGCGCGGGGGCCGCUGGGGGGAUCGGCGGCUCCUCCAAUCAGCGGGCGCGGCGCGGAGGCAGCCGGCUCCCGGAGCGAGUCCCGCAGCGGAAGGAGGCGGCAGGGGUUUCUGUGUGUGUCUUGUAUAGAACCGGCAUUACACAUGGACACUGAAGGGUUUGGAGAACUUCUCCAGCAAGCGGAACAGCUCGCAGCUGAGACAGAGGGCAUCUCUGAACUUCCUCAUGUAGAACGCAACCUCCAGGAGAUCCAGCAGGCCGGAGAGCGUCUGCGGUCUCGGACUUUGACCCGCACGUCGCAGGAGACUGCUGAUGUCAAGGCAUCUGUUCUUCUUGGGUCCAAAGGGCUUGACAUAUCCCAUAUCUCUCAGCGGCUGGAGAGUCUUAGUGCAGUCACUACAUUUGAGCCUCUUGAGCCUGUGAAGGACACUGACAUACAGGGAUUCCUGAAGAAUGAAAAAGAUAAUGCUUUGCUGUCAGCCAUUGAAGAGUCCAGGAAAAGAACCUUUGGUAUGGCUGAAGAGUACCACCGAGAAUCAAUGCUGGUCGAAUGGGAACAGGUGAAACAAAGGAUCCUUCAUACGCUACUUGCUUCAGGAGAAGAUGCUCUUGACUUUACCCAGGAAAAUGAGCCCAGUUGCAUCAGUGAGUUGGGUCCUCCAGGUCGCAGCUCUUUGGAUAGCGUGGAGAUGGCCUAUGCCCGACAAAUUUAUAUUUAUAAUGAGAAGAUAGUGAACGGACAUCUGCAGCCUAACCUGGUAGACUUUUGUGUUGCUGUUGCUGAACAGGAUGAUAAGAAUAUCUCGGAUAUGUGGGCCAUGGUUAAACUAAUGACAGAGGUAUUGCUGGUUCCUGCAAGUGAUGCGUUGAAAGUCCGGACCAACAUGGAGGUGCGCAUGGAGUUUGUAAGGCAGGCUCUGCGUUACCUAGAACAAAGUUACAAGAAUUAUACUUUGGUGACAGUCUUUGGAAACUUACACCAGGCUCAAUUGGGUGGAGUACCUGGGACCUACCAACUAGUCUGCAGUUUCCUUAAUAUCAAACUCCCAGCACCUGUCCCCGGUCUCCAGGAUGGGGAGGUGGAAGGCCAUCCUGUUUGGGCGUUGAUUUACUAUUGCAUGCGCUGUGGAGAUUUAAUCGCCGCUUUGCACGUGGUGAAUCGGGCACAGCACCAGCUGGGGGAGUUUAAAACCUGGUUCCAGGAGUAUAUGCACAGUAAAGAUAAAAGAUUGUCUCCUACCACUGAAAACAAGCUUCGCCUCCAUUACCGACGAGCUCUGAGGAACAAUACAGACCCGUACAAAAGAGCUGUUUAUUGUAUCAUAGGCCGGUGUGACAUUGCUGAUAACCAGAGUGAAGUUGCUGACAAAACAGAAGAUUAUCUUUGGCUAAAGCUGAACCAGGUGUGUUUUGAUGAUGAUGGUACCAGCUCCCCUCAGGACAGGUUAACGUUAUCGCAAUUCCAGAAACAACUGCUUGAAGACUAUGGCGAAUCACAUUUUGCAGUGAAUCAGCAGCCUCUUCUCUACUUCCAAGUAUUGUUCUUGACAGCACAGUUUGAAGCUGCAAUUGCUUUUCUCUUCCGGAUGGAGCGCUUGCGUUGUCAUGCUGUUCACAUUGCUUUGGUCCUCUUUGAGUUAAAGCUGCUCCUGAAAUCUUCUGGGCAGAGCGCACAGCUGUUAAGUCAUGAAGCCGGCGACCCUCCCGGCAUGAGACGCCUUAAUUUCGUUCGCCUUUUGAUGCUCUACACCCGUAAAUUUGAGUCAACGGACCCAAGGGAAGCACUGCAGUAUUUUUACUUUCUCAGGAAUGAGAAGGAUAGCCAAGGAGAGAACAUGUUCUUGCGUUGUGUUAGUGAGCUAGUAAUCGAGAGCAGAGAGUUCGAUAUGAUUCUGGGGAAGCUGGAGAAUGAUGGCAGUAGGAAGCCAGGAGUGAUAGACAAGUUUACUAGUGACACAAAACCUAUUAUUAACAAAGUUGCUUCAGCGUCAGAAAAUAAAGGAUUAUUUGAAGAAGCUGCAAAACUUUACGACCUUGCAAAGAAUCCAGAUAAGGUAUUAGAACUGAUGAAUAAAUUACUCAGUCCCGUGGUUCCACAGAUCAGCACCCCCCAGUCUAACAAAGAGAGGCUGAAGAAUAUGGCACAUUCCAUUGCAGAGAGGUAUAAAGCUCAAGGGAUAAGUACAAAGAAAUCCAUUGACUCCACAUUCUACCUUCUGUUAGACUUGAUCACAUUUUUUGAUGAAUAUCAUGCCGGUCACAUUGACAGGGCCUUUGAUAUUAUUGAACAUCUAAAGCUUGUGCCCCUGAGCCAAGACUGUGUGGAAGAGAGGGUGGCUGCCUUCAGAAAUUUCAGCGAUGAAAUCAGACACAAUUUAUCUGAGGUCCUUCUUGCGACCAUGAAUAUUUUGUUCACGCAAUACAAGAGGAUGAAAGGUACAAGCCCUGCCACUCCUGCGAGACCCCAGCGUGUAAUGGAGGAUAGAGAUUCGCAACUCCGGUCCCAAGCUCGUGCACUGAUAACGUUUGCUGGAAUGAUCCCCUACAGAACGUCAGGAGACACGAAUGCAAGACUGGUGCAGAUGGAGGUCCUUAUGAAUUAGCACAGAUGCUUUCAGUUAGAACUGUAGCAUCAUCCCCUUCCUGUCAUUAGUUCUUUAAAAGGAUGGGCCCAAUAUCAUUUUGUAUCCUGUAUUUUUGUCGAUGAAAAUAAAUUUCUUUGGUUUA